Colias croceus (clouded yellow) is the source of this 1402-nucleotide messenger RNA. RefSeq lists its product as uncharacterized. The record is from RefSeq and is a predicted model, not a curated record. Lineage: Eukaryota; Metazoa; Arthropoda; Insecta; Lepidoptera; Pieridae. The transcript is spliced from 5 exons. Gene Ontology annotation, molecular function: N-acetyltransferase activity.
CGUCGAAGCGAACGGUCGAGAAUGGUUGUCUACAAAAGGAUAACGCCAGAGAUGAACGAGGGGGUGCUACAGCACCUCCGGGAGAGUUUCUUCGCUGACGAGCCCCUGAACAAAGCCGUGGGGCUCUGCGAGCGGGGUCAGCCGCAUGGAGCCUUGGAAAGGCUCUGCUCGGCUACCAUGGCUGAUGGUCUAUCGGUGGCUGCUGUUGAUGGAGAUACGGUUUUGGGAGUGGCCUUGAAUGGGAUCUUGUGACCCGGGGACAUCGAGAAAUCGAUCAGGAAAAUACAAAAAUCGACCGACGAGAAGUUUAACAAGAUAUUCACAAUCCUGUACACGGUGAGCCACGAUCUGGACCUCUUCAACACGUACCAAGUGGACUGUCUGCUGGAGUGCCGUAUAAUCUCUGUAUCCGAUAAGGCCAGGGGACGGGGACUCGCCAGGGAACUGAUGAAGCGAAGCAUUGACAUCGCUAGGGAGAAUAACUUCAAGCUGUUCAAGGUGGAUGCUACUGGUGCGUUUUCUCAACGCAUUUGCAGCAGUUUGGGUUUGCGAGUACUGCACAAAGUUCGCUAUUCGGAGUAUUGCAAUGAAGCCGGCAAACCGGUGUUCAAUGUGCAACCGCCGCAUGAUUCUUUAUGCGUUAUGGUCUUGGAACUACCAUGAUUAUAAAUUAUCAUCAAAAAAGCUAUUUAAUUUGGCGCUUUAUAUUAUCUAUGGGAAGCCGGUAUCAAUAAUAAAAUUCUUCAAAUUAAAGUUAUUUAAUGUACGUUCUUGCCACGAGUAUCUAUGUAUUAUCACAGAUAAUGUAUAUGUUAUACUAUAUUAGUAGUAUAAUGAUCUUGAGAAUACCUUGGAAUGUAUUAAAAAAACGCUUAUGAUGAAAAAUUUUGCGUGAUUUUCAAUAUAUUUUCAUUAAAUAGGCUUUAUUAUACGAGCAACAAACAUAGGAAAAAAAUACUGAUUUAAUACAUUAGUCAGCCAGAAUCCGUAAUCAUAAAUUAAACCCACUUUUCCGAGAAUUGUGAUUCAACUUUAGCUGAGCUGUCUUCUGCUGUUCUCAAGUUAUGUAAAUUAUAUUGAUUAUCUAAAUUACGUCCAAAAAUUUACAUUUUUUUUUUCAAAUUAGCACAAACUUUAUAACGCUUAUUUAUUUUUAAGAUUGUAUUUUUAUAGUAUUGUUCGAAAGUGUAUUACUUGUCUAUUUAUUAAAGUUUUUGUAGAUUAUUUACACCUUGUAGAACGUAGAUUGUCUGUCUAUCUACCUAUAUUUGAUGGAACUAUAUUUCUAUGUGUGUUAAAUGUAUUCUUAUAUAAUAUACACUUCACAUUCUCUAUUGUUGUGUGGUAGAAGUAGAUAUCUUUGUGAAUUCAAUGGUGUUUAAAAAUGUAUACACAUAAUAAA